This is a messenger RNA of Colletotrichum siamense, 1242 nucleotides long. RefSeq names its product Elongin-A (gene ELA1). The record is from RefSeq and is a predicted model, not a curated record. Lineage: Eukaryota; Fungi; Ascomycota; Sordariomycetes; Glomerellales; Glomerellaceae. The transcript has a single exon. Gene Ontology annotation, cellular component: elongin complex; nucleus. Gene Ontology annotation, biological process: transcription elongation by RNA polymerase II. The coding region runs from base 1 to 1242 and encodes 413 amino acids.
AUGCCAGGGCCCAAGUCACUUGCGGAGCUGUGCAUUGCAGUAUGCCAAAGACACGUCACCGAGCUCAGCAGUGUUGGAAACAGCGAUGCACUCCAGUACCAUCACGUCCGCGACAUCCUCCUCCGAGUCACCAAUCCCGCUCAGCUCCGCGAAAUCGAACUAAACUCCCCGCACAUCCAAGGAGAAACAUCCGAACUAUGGCAACGCUUCAUCAAAAGAGAGUUCCCGUCUGAGAGCCACGAAAAAAAUUACGCGCCUAAGAAUCCGACCAAGUGGUACAAGAUUUACGAACGAUAUGCCGAGGAACGUCGAGAGUCACAGCAACAGGCCGAGGCUGAAUUGCGCGCAAGAUUUCAAGGUCUCCAGCAAAAGAGAGACAACAAUACUAGCCGCAUUGUCGAUCAGAGAUACCUCCCGAAGCCUCCCAAGACCGGUCGCACCUUUGGGACCCGAGGACGAGGAGGCAAGGAGCUCCCAAGCUCCCUGAGUUUUGCCGCUGGCAGCCGAUUGAAGACCACGAACGGCGCCAGCGUCAUGAAGAAGGCCAGAAGAGAGGCAGCAGAGAUCGCCGGCAUAAGAAGCAGGCUUGCUGUUCCCACCGGCAUGAUCCGAGCACCUCGAGUCAAUAAAGCACCGGCGUCCAUGGCAAGCGAGCAUCGCAUCGCAUCGCAGCCCAUUUUCCGGCCUACAUCCACCAGUUCCCGACCGCCUAUGGCCUCAAAAACCACAUAUGUUUCCGACUCCUCGGAUGAAGACGACAAGGGUGACCUUUUUGGCGAUGAAGGAUCUGGCAGAAAACAGCGGAAGGCCACAUCAUCUGGCUCAGGGUCCCCGGCAAGCAACGGCCGCGACAGGGGAGCACUAUCUGCGCAGCCGGGCACGCCAUCGAAGGCAUCCUCAAGAGAUUACAGUGCACUCAGAUCCUCGUCAUCCGCCGUUAUGUCCCACACCGCAGGGCUGAAGCGCGGUGGCGGUAUCAUGGGAAAUGCACCUAAGCCGAACAGUAACAAUAUCAGGAUUGAGCGGCCGAAGCCAAAGCUGGAAACAGCCGGUCCUACAAUCAUGGAACCGCAUCGGGCGCACAAGACUGCGGCUCAGCACAGCGGGCCCCAGUCACCUCCACCCCUCCCGGUAUCCCUGGACGAGUUGCAACCGGUUCGGCCACUCAUCGGUAAUCAAGAGCUGCCGAAGAAGAGGAAGGCAGUUGACAUAUUCAUGCCCAAGAAGAAGACGAGACGCUAA